AAAAUCGAGCUCGAAGCGCACCUUUCCUUCCCACCUCCCGACCACCAAAGCCUCUCUAAACAACCUCCUCUCUAACCCAAUCCAGCUCGCACAAUGUCCUCCCCCUCCGACCCCGACGACGCCCGCCCAUCGAAACGCGCUCGCCUCGCCUCGGACACGUCUCCUACCACCACCACCGCCACCACCGCAGAAGAAGAAGCUCCGCAAGCUCCCGCCACGGCGCCAAUUGACAAUGAUCUGGAGAAGGAAAUUCGCGCGGGGAUAGUCGAGUACGUGUCCCCGGGGAAUCUGGGGUUUACGGGGGUGUUGAAGCAGCGGUACACGGAUUUUAUGGUUAAUGAGAUUGGGCUUGAUGGACGGGUGGUGAGGUUGGAGAGUGUGGGGUUGGGGAAGAGGGAUAGGGGGAAGGGGGAACGGAAGGGCGAGGGGGAGAAGGGACGGAAGGGCGAGGGGGAGAUGGAUGGUGCUGCGAUUGUGGGUGAGCAGGAUAUCGUGAAGAUUGAUGGAGAGCAAGCUCCUGCGAAGCAGGAACAGGAGGGUGACGGGGCGAUUGAGGGUGCUGCGAUCGUAGCUGAGCACGAUGUGAAGACCGAGGCAGCGCCUCAGGAUGGUGAGGCAACAAAAGAGACAAACGGGCACGAGCAACCGAAGGUAGAGGUAGAGGAAUCUUUCGAGCAGCCUUCUGAGGAAGACCUCGCAACCCUCCACUCUAUAUUCGGCGAAUCUACCACGACCCAAAUCCUCUCGCUCGUGCGAUCGAUACGCAAACACGGAAACAAGAAGGCGCGAGAGUUCAAGCCUGUCAUAACACCUCCGAUAGCAGACAAAGAAACCCGAACCCAGGCUCAUAGGUCUUUACGCCGAAUAUUUCCCAACAUGCUCGAGAGCUCCAUGGAAGCAAAUCAGUCCAUUCGAAUAAAGGCAGUCCCGCCUCAGGAACGCAAAGGGAAGAAGAAAGGCAAGGGCGGGAAUCGGCAAGAUCGCGAUCAAGAUCCAGAUCGGCGAAGGGGACAGCUGCCGUGGGACGAGCUCGGCGGAGAGUACCUACACUUCACUUUGUACAAAGAGAACAAAGACACAAUGGAGGUUGUUGGCUUCCUAGGCAGCAAGCUCGGUAGCGGCGCCAAAGCAUUUUCCUUCGCGGGAACGAAGGACAGGCGCGCAUGUACUAUUCAACGAGUCUGCGUGAAGCGUCAAACCGCCGAGCGCAUGAAUGGGUUCAAUCAAGUGCUCUUCAAUGCAGCUAUUGGAGACUUCUCGUACCAUGACCACGACCUUGGGCUGGGCGACUUGAAGGGCAAUGAGUUCACUAUCACGCUCCGGGAUUGUCAUUUCCAGGGCGAAGAGGGACUGGACCUCGCACAUCGCGUUCAGCUCGGGAAUGACAUUGUGGCUAAGGCAGUCAAAGACUUCUCGGAGAGGGGCUACAUCAACUACUACGGCCUGCAGCGCUUCGGUACAUUCUCCGCGAGCACAGACACUGUGGGGCUGAAAAUGCUCCAAGGUGAUCUCAAAGGCGCUGUCGAAGACCUCUUGGCUUACAGCGACGUCACCCUCGCUGCCGCCAACGGUACAGCGGAGGAUUCAAGAGUGCUCGUUUCUCAAGACGACAGGAACCGUGCGAAAGCCCUGCAUAUCUGGAAGACGACCGGCAAAGGCAGCGCUGCUCUCGACAUUCUACCCAGGAAAUUCUCGGCUGAACGCAACAUCAUUCAGCAUCUAAGCUCGAGGAAUAGCAAAACGGGAAUGCAUGACAGAAGGACGGAUUGGCGGGGUGCGCUGAUGUCUAUUCCGAGAAAUCUGAGGUUGAUGUACGUUCAUGCGUACCAGAGCCUUGUGUGGAACGUCGUCGCCGGAAAGAGGUGGGCUACGAACGGCGACAAGGUCAUCGAAGGUGACCUCGUGCUCGUCCAUGAACACAAGGACAAAGAAGAAAGCAUACAAGAAGUCAAGAAAGAAGACAUCGACCAAGACGGCGAGAUUGUCAUCAAUCCCUCUGGCGCCGACAGCGCUCUGGCACACGAAGAUGCAUUCGAGCGCGCACGCCCCCUCACAAAAGAUGAAGCUGAGAGCGGGAAAUACAAUGUCUUCGAUGUCGUGCUCCCGCAGCCGGGCUUCGACGUAGAGUACCCUAAAAACUCCAUUGGCAAGUUCUACGAGGAAUUCAUGGCCAGCGAGAAAGGAGGUGGUCUUGAUCCGCAUAAGAUGCGUCGGCCAUGGAAGGAUAUCAGCCUCAGCGGCGGGUAUAGGAAGUUCCUUGCGAAGCCGCUGAAGCCGCUGGAGUUUGAGGUAAAGGAGUAUAUGCGGGAUGAGGAGCAAUUUGUGGAGACAGAUUUGCAAAGGAUUCGGAGGGAAAAGUGUUCCGCACACGGUGAGAAGGAAGAUCAGGCAGGUACAGGAGACGUGGAGAUGCCGGAUGAGAGCGAGAAGAAGCUGGCGGUAGUGCUGAAGCUUGAACUGGGAUCUAGCCAGUAUGCUACUGUGGCACUGAGGGAACUUAUGAAGGCUGGGGGUGUCAAGCCGUUUAAGCCUGAGUUUAUGGGCGGGCGAUAG
Molecule: messenger RNA, 2553 nt
Organism: Trematosphaeria pertusa
Lineage: Eukaryota; Fungi; Ascomycota; Dothideomycetes; Pleosporales; Trematosphaeriaceae
Product: tRNA pseudouridine synthase D
Exons: 2
Coding region: 94-2553 (819 amino acids)
Biological process (GO): pseudouridine synthesis
Cellular component (GO): nucleus
Molecular function (GO): RNA binding; pseudouridine synthase activity
Source: RefSeq, a predicted model, not a curated record